Ilex paraguariensis (yerba mate) is the source of this 746-nucleotide messenger RNA. NCBI's taxonomy places the organism in Eukaryota, Viridiplantae, Streptophyta, Magnoliopsida, Aquifoliales, Aquifoliaceae. The record is from the annotation of a GenBank genome assembly.
AUGGAAGGUGCCCAUGACGGCAGAAGUGGGGUUCUUAACAUUGAUGUUACUUUUUGCCAGGCGAGUUGCAAUGCUUGGGAAUAUCUACGUCUCUGUAAUGCUGUUAAGGGACUCGGCGUUCAUGUGAAACCUGCUGUAUCAACACUUGAGACUUCGGUCAUUUGUGUGCUAUGUGGUCUGAAUCAUUCUUCUGUGAUCAUCACAAAACUGGCAGAGUGGGAGGACAAGGAAGAAGGAAAAGAAAUAACUCAGCAGUGGGAAGAUGAUUGGGAUGAUGAUGAUGUCAAUGAUGACUUCUCUCUACAGCUGAGGAGGGAACUGGAGAACCAUACUGACGAGCUGAGCUAAGUCUAGAUAUUACUCAUUGAUGCACUGUUCCCAAAGAACUUUGCAUCAUUGCUUUGUUUUUUUCGAACUCAUUAUGGUUAUAUGAUCAUAUAGGAUAUAUUCACUUUAAAAAAGAUUUCAUGAGCUUUUAUGUGACUUGAGAAUUCGUUGAGAAACUUGCACUUUGUGGUUUAUUGUAGUGGUCUUCAUUUGAGGUCUAUUUUUUGAAUUAUUAUUGUAGCCUCGAUGGGGAAACAGUGGGUGUGAUUUGUUUUACGGAUGAUGUUCACGAUGUGAAACUUUGAAAACAGCCUCUACGUGUGUAAGCGAUGAGACCGCGCACGUGUAAUCCUCUCCAAACCCACAGUGGUGAAAGCGUCGUGUAUUGGACUGCCUUUCAUAAUGUGGAAUUGUAGUUA